GACUGAAAUCCCAAACCAUAUUUUAGAUUUUGCCUGAGCACAGAGGCGGCCAGGAUCCAAACUUCCGUGUGACUCCACACCCUGUUUUCCGGGGAGCCGGUGGAGAUCCAGCCCUGCCUUCUCAACACGCUGCUCUCUUACGUCCCGUCCGUGAACAGUGAGCUGGCCGCGGCGGAGAUUUCUCCUUCUGGCCGGGAUCUUAUCUUUUCUCCAACUGAGCUCUUUCUGGUCUUUUCGGCGCUUGACAUAUAACGGGGUAGUAAAGUCGCCGGUUCGGUGCUCAGUCGCCUGCAAAUCUUUUUGUCCUUGUGCUGCGCCUCCGUGGCAAUGGAUUGAUUUCGGUGUUUUUUUUUUUUCCUCCGACCUCUGCCUCGACCAAGUUGAGAAAACAGUCUCUCUAACCUGCGGCUCUCUCUUCCCAGCUACAUGUUUCAUCCGGUCGGUUUUAAAAGUACCUGGCUCCGGAUGUUUCUGCACAUUUUAGGACUUUGAACUUUUUUUUUGUCCGCUUGUGCAUUUGCAGGAGGUGGCCGGGGAUUUUAAGGAUUUCUUUUUUUUUUUUUCUUUCUUUUUUUCUUCUUUUUUUUUUAAAUAAAGCUUCUCCGGGGUUCCUGAAGCCUGCAAAGAUUUAUUUGUGAAAAGUGAUGGCCGAGCGGGGAGCUCUGUCGCUCCUCUCUCUCCUCUGUCUCACCUUUCUCUACACGGAGACCGCCGCGGCAAAGCAUGUCGACAAAGGUUCAGCAGCGCAGCCCUUCAGCCCCUUCUGGUUCACUGUGGAGCCCCAGGACACACUGGCCAUCCGGGGCAGCUCUGCACUGCUCAACUGCUCGGCCCACAGCGACGCAGCCACGCCGGCACGCAUAGAGUGGAAGAAAGAUGGCACCUUCAUGAGCCUGGUUUCGGACGAGAGACGAAACAUACUUCCCGACGGCUCGCUGUUCUUCACCCACGUGGUCCACUCUAAGCACAACAAGCCGGACGAGGGCACCUAUCAGUGCGUUGCCACCAUCGACAACCUAGGAUCCAUUUCCAGCCAGACGGCCCGUCUCUCAGUAGCAGGGAUGCCCAGGUUUGUCAGCCAGCCAUCGCCGACCACCGUGCACCAAGGGAACAACCAGGUGAUGGCGUGCGAGGUCAACUCCGAUCUGGUGCCCUUCACCAGGUGGGAGAAAGACCGCCUGCCGCUGGAGCUUAGCACCAGACUGGUCCAGCUGCCCAGCGGAGCCCUGGCGAUCAGCAACGCCUCGGAGGCAGACGCCGGCCUUUACCGCUGUCUGGUGGAAAAUGUGGGGUCGUCCAAGUCCAGCGACGAGGCCCAGCUCCAAAUACUGCCAGAAACUGGAGAAGAGAGUAAGCUGGAGUUCCUGGUGCAGCCUGUGCCUGUGAACAAGGUGGUGGGCGCAAGCGUGCUGCUGCCGUGCCUGGUCACUGGUUACCCUGUACCACACAUUCGUUGGAUGUUUGGAGACAAGCUGCUGGAAGAAAGUGAGGGCCGUGUGGAGGUGCUGGGAGGAGGCAGUGUCCAGAUAUCUAAUCUCACAGAGGAGGAUGCCGGCAUCUACACCUGCAUGGCCGAAAAUACCAAUGGAACCAUUGAAGCCCAGGCCCAACUCACCAUACAAGUUCCUCCCCAGUUUGUCAAGCGGCCAGACAACAUUUAUGCCUAUGAGUCCAUGGACAUCGUCUUUGAGUGUGAGGUUUCUGGGUCACCGGCUCCCACUGUCAAAUGGGUCAAGAAUGGAGAUGCUGUCAUCCCCAGUGACUACUUCAAAAUAAUUAAGGAGCACAACCUGCAGGUUCUGGGUCUGGUCAAGUCCGACGAGGGUUUCUAUCAGUGCCUGGCAGAAAACGACGCAGGCAACAUCCAGUCCAGCGCCCAACUCAUCAUCUUAGAUCACGAUGUUGCCCUGCCCUCUUUCCCUCCCCCCUCACUGACUCCUAACACUACUGACCAUGUAACGCCAGGCUCCGGAGGCGUAGCCAGUCCAGCAGGGCCCACCCCCUCUGCCCCCCGAGACGUUGUAGCUUCGUUGGUCUCCACCCGCUUCAUCAAGCUGACCUGGCGAGCGCCAGCCGAACCCCAUGGAGACGACAUAACCUACUCCGUUUUCUACAGCCAGGAGGGCACCAGCAGGGAGCGAGUAGUGAAUACCAGCCGUCCAGGGGAGAUGCAGGUCACCAUCCAGAACCUCAUGCCAGACACCAAAUAUCGCUUCAGGGUUGUGGCCCACAACAGCAACGGCCAGGGAGAGAGCUCUGCAGCGCUCAAAGUGGCCACCCAGGCUGAAGUCCAAGUGCCCGGCCCUGCUCCUAACCUGCAGGCGGUGUCCAACACGCCGACCUCUGUCUCUCUCAGCUGGGACAAGCCCCUCACUGGCAACGGAGACAUGCUCACCUACAAGUUGUACUACACAGACAAAAGCUUUGGCAACGAACAGGACGUUGACGUAGAGAGUCAGUCCCACACCAUGACCGGGCUGAAGAAGAACACCGAGUACAGUUUCCGCGUGGUGGCCAACAACAAGCACGGCCCAGGCGUCUCCACCGACGACGUCGUCGUUCGCACGUUGUCUGACGUACCAAGUGCUGCUCCUCAAAACCUCACUCUGGAGGUUCAGAACUCAAAGGGCAUCAUGCUUCGGUGGCAGCCCCCGCCCCUUAACGGCCAGAAUGGGGAGAUCACCGGCUACAAGAUCAGAUACAGGAAAGGAUCCCGGAGGAGUGAAGCAGCCGAAACCACCGGAGGCACCCAGCUUUACAAGCUCAUCGAGGGUCUAGAGCGUGGGACAGAAUACUCCUUCCGGGUGUCGGCCAUGACGGUGAACGGCACGGGACCUGCCACGGAGUGGACCACAGCAGAGACGUUUGAGAGCGACCUGGAUGAAUCCCGUGUGCCAGACCAGCCCAGCUCUCUCCAUGUCCGGCCGCUGGUCAACAGCAUCGUGGUGAGCUGGACGCCGCCAGAGAACCAGGACAUUGUGGUGCGCGGUUACAGCAUCGGCUAUGGCAUCGGCAGUCCCCAUGCUCAGACCAUCAAAGUGGACUACAAGCAGCGCUACUACACUAUAGAGAACCUCGACCCCAGCUCCCACUAUGUGAUCACACUGAAGGCCUACAAUAAUGUGGGUGAGGGGAUUCCUGUGUAUGAGAGUGCCAUAACCAGACCACAGUCAGACCCCAUAGACCCCGAUGUUGACCUGUACGAACUCUAUCAUGCUCCAUUCACCCCAGUACCAGAUCCCUCUCCCAUGAUGCCACCCGUGGGUGUUCAGGCCUCCGUGCUGAGCCACGACACCAUCAAGGUGACCUGGGCUGACAACUCGCUGCCCAAGAACCAAAAGAUCACAGAUAACCGCUUCUACACAGUGCGCUGGAAGACCAACAUCCCUGCCAACACUAAAGUGAAGAUGGCUAACACCACUAGCCUGAACCACAUGGUGACGGGUCUGAAGCCCAACACGCUGUACGAGUUCUCCGUGAUGGUCACCAAAGGGCGCCGCACAAGCACGUGGAGCAUGACUGCACAGGGCACCACCUUUGAGACCAUUCCCAGCUCCUCCCCGAAAGACGUGACCGUGGUGAGCAAAGAGAACAAACCUCGCACCAUCAUUGUCAACUGGCAGCCUCCCUCUGAGGCCAAUGGAAAGAUCACUGGCUAUAUAAUCUACUACAGUACAGAUGUGAACGCUGAGGUCCACGACUGGGUUAUUGAACCAGUGGUGGGCAACCGCCUGACGCACCAGAUCCAGGAUCUGACGCUGGACACCACCUACUACUUCAAGAUCCAGGCCCGGAACUCAAAGGGCAUGGGCCCCAUGUCUGAGGCCGUACAUUUCCGCACUCCAAAAACUGAGUCCUCUGACAAAAUGGCUAAUGACCAAGCCUCAAAUGUUCCACCGAAGCAGCCAUCAGGCAACCAACCCCCACAGGACCCUGGGACUGUUGGUAAAUCAGGGGUUGGAGGCAACAGUGAAGGUCACAUCCUGGUCAUUGUCAUCAUCAUCUCAGUGGGAGCCUUCACCAUCAUCGUAGUGGUGGUGGGGGCCUUCCUGUGCACACGGCGAACCACGUCCCACCAGAAGAAAAAGCGGGCUGCCUCAAAGUCCUCAAACGGCUCUCACAAAUACAAGGGAAACUCCAAAGACCUGAAGCCACCUGAUCUUUGGAUUCACCAUGAGAGGCUGGAGCUUAAACCCAUGGACAAGUCGCCAGAUCCCAACCCGGUCAUGACAGAAACGCCCAUCCCCCGCACCUCGCAGGACAUCACGCCGGCCGAUAGCGGCCUGGAUAGCAACCCCCACCUGCAGCAGCGGCGCAACUCCUACCGUGGCCACGAAUCAGAGGACAGCAUGUCUACACUAGCAGGCCGACGAGGGAUGAGGCCUAAAAUGAUGAUGCCUUUUGAUGCACAGCCGCCUCAGCCUGUGAUUAGUGCUCACCCCAUCCAUUCCCUUGAUAACCAUCACCACCAUUAUCACAUGGGAAGCCUGGCGUCGCCAACACGCAGCUACCUCUACCACCAGGGCAGCGGGCACCCACGCCCGCACACCUGUGCCACCCCCAUCUCCCAUCUAGACAGGGUGGACUCUACAGAAUCGGUGAGGAAUACCCCCAGUUCAGAGCCCCUCCCUCCAGCCGCCGCCUCUUCCCAGGCCUCCUGCCCCUCAGAGAUCAUGGCCGACCCUGAGGGCAGCUACCACGGCUCCACCACCACAGAGGAGGAGCCCAGCUACUCCAGCAACCUGCCCCCCCACCGCUCGGCCCACCCGCACGCCCACGCCCACCCGCUCAAGAGCUUCGGCGUACCUGCAAUCCCAGGCACCAGCCAUCCAUCAUACGAGUCGCCUGCCCUGCCCAGCACUCCCCUGCUCGCACAGACCGGACCUCCUACUCACCCCCAUGUCGUUAAAACAGCCUGUAUUGGAACACUAGGAAGGACUCGAACACCGAUGGUCGUCACUGUGCCCAACGCCCCCGAUGUGCCGGAGACCAGCAAGAUGCUGGAAGAUGUAGACAGCGUGCUUGCUUCCCUCGCCCCCUGCCCCUCCCCCGCCCCUCGCAGUAACCCUGUUCCUCUCCCUCAGAGCUACGAGCCCGACGAGCUGACCGAGGAGAUGGCCCACCUCGAGGGCCUCAUGAAGGACCUGAACGCCAUCACCACAGCGCCAUGAGCAUGCCACACACGCCUACACACACACACACACACUUUCUCGCACACGUACACACAGAAAGUCACACACUCUCAAAAGUCAAACAAACACAACCCAAACAUGAACCUUGGGAGCCAAAAGGCUGGUGGACACAAAAUGGCUUCUUGUGCCCAAGAAAACUCUCACAUCCCCCCCCCCACCCCACCC
Molecule: messenger RNA, 5357 nt
Organism: Perca fluviatilis (European perch)
Lineage: Eukaryota; Metazoa; Chordata; Actinopteri; Perciformes; Percidae
Gene: neo1a
Product: neogenin 1a
Exons: 29
Coding region: 645-5171 (1508 amino acids)
Biological process (GO): cell-cell adhesion
Cellular component (GO): membrane
Molecular function (GO): protein binding
Source: RefSeq, a predicted model, not a curated record